AUGGCGCUUUGCCUGAGCUCCCCGAUGAGGAUCAGCCGUCUCGCGCAGCAAGUCCCUUCGGAAGAACCUGCCGCGAAGAAGCUUUGCAGCGAAGGGCAGCCUUCGGCCGCAGCCUCGCCCUCCAUCCCCGCUGGUGCUCCCUCGGCGCCGCAGCCGAACAUUCGCGCUAGCUCUUCCGGCAGCUCUGCUGCCACGACCGCUGCGCCUGCCCGUGCCCCGAGCUCGUCGGGCCCGAGAGCCGCUUCCGCCUCUCGCGUGCGGCCGUCCCCGCGUGAACCGGUGCUGGUGAACGACGUCGUCAACCACUCCGCGGGCCUGGCGCCCACUGUUCGCUACCGUAACCUGCGCCGUCAUCGCACGACGGUUGGCGCUGUGCUGCAGUCUCUGACACGUAACACGCAUUCCCUGGUAGAUGUCAUCUUUCCUGAUUCCCCUGGGGAGGAAGUUCGUGCUGCUGUUCUCGCUCGUAUCUCGCACUCCUUUUCUUGGCCUACCGCUGACGAUGCUCGUGUCUUUCGCGGCAUGUUUCCCAUCACCGUGCGCCUUGCUAACAAUCGUUCGGUGGAAGCUAAGGCUUUCAGCGACCCUCAUCGCGACUUCACCACGGCUCGCUCCCGCGGGGACACGCACCUAGUCCUCCGGAAUGUCCCGCUCGGGUACUCCCCUGAGCACAUGCGCGAAACGCUUCUGGCAGGACGAACCGAAAGCGGCCUCCCCUGGCUGGCGGACCUCCGCCUGUUUCACCGUCUCAAAGACCCGUAUGAUGGGUCUGCCUACGCGCAACUGCUUGGCCUUCCCGUUGCGGCAGAGGGUGACCUCGGCUUCGACCGCAUCCCCGCCGUCCUGUGGAUUCCCGAUCAGGAGGAGCCCGUUCUCAUGAACAUCUCCUCCCACUCCUGGCGGCUGAUUGGUCAACAGGCGGCUCCUGUGGCUUUCAAGAAAGACCCCGGUCUCCUUCUCAUUGGUGUCGACCUCGACGUCGAGGUGUGGACCUGUGUGCUGUGCGACUUCGACUGUGGCUUAGCGUUAGACAGCGCUAUGUACCACAUUGCCUCCGACGUGCAUCGCAAUCGUAUGCAAGAGUCCGCGCACCUGCCUGCGGCGAAAGACAAGUAUGGGGCCUGGAAGGCCGCCACCCUGCUGCAGCUCCAGCGAAUCGCCGCUUUCCUGCACGAACCCUCCCCUGACAGACGCCUCCUCACUCUCCACGUCAACUUCUUUCAGGAACAACUCCGCCUGCUGGCUGCCUACGCCCCCGCCACCCCAACCCUCCGAAGACAAUGGUGGCGGGCAAUCUUUGCCCUCGCGUUAGACUCCCCCACUGCAUCAGUAGGGACUAUUUUGGCCGGAGACUUUAACACCGUUUGUGCUCCCGAGGAUCGAAACCGGCCUCUGCUUGGGCACGAAAUCUCCGAAGGGUUGAUGCUUUCCUCCAUUCUUAAUAACAACCCCUUGCAUGACACCUUCCGUUUACUCCACCCCACCACGACCAUGUUUUCCUUUUUCUCUCACCCGCGCAGCGACCAAGGUGACUCGCCUCCCUCCGCGUCCCGGCUCGAUCGCAUAUACGUCACCGCUUCCCUCGAUUCCCGCCUUCUGGAUGCGUCCUAUAUCGCUGUCUCCACUGACAUCUCCGAUCACGAGCUUUCGCCGUCUUGCACUAUCAAAUGUGAAAGCCCCAACGUCGCCCCCCGGCCCUGGCGCCUCCCUCACGGUAUUCUCAAACGACCACAUCUGGCGCAACUCGUCUCCUCUGCCUAUCAGUCCCUUCCCUCCUCUCCCUCAGGCGACCAUUGGGACGUGUGGAAACUCGACCUCUGCAACAAGAUCAAAUCCUUCGCCAGCCAGGAAAAAAUCAGAGUAAAGAAGACCACCUCCCAUCUCUCUAAUCUGCUCUGUCAACUCCGGAUUCAUAUGGCGGUCAACCCUUCUGACGAGGUCGCCAAGGAUCGCCUCCGCAUCACGUCUCAGCAGUUUGAACGCUACGAGGCGGCGCGGUCGGCUGAACUCGCGAUGAAAGCCAAGCUUAAAGUAGAAGGGCCUAGGGAAAUGGGCGUUUCUUCCCUGUUGGUGGGUGUCAACUCCCGUAUCAAAGCUUCUCUUAUCUCUUCUCUCCGUUCCCCCUCCGGUGUCCUCACCUCCAACCUCUAUGAUAUGAACAGGAUCUGCUUUGAUUUCUUCCAAAAACUCUACGAUGGAUCGCAACCUGUGGCGGUCGACCCGUCUUUCUGGUCCCUCAUCCCUCCUUCUCAGCUCCCACAAGCCUCUCUAUCCCGCCUUGCUCUUCCUUUCUCUUUGGCAGAAGUCUCUCGUGCCAUUUCAUCUCUUCCCAGAGGCAAAACGCCCGCCCCUGCCAUUCACGAGAUGCUCCUCAAUGCUCACCAGAGUCUCCCCCCAUCCAUGCUGCAGGGCCGGACGGUGCUCAUUCCAAAAAAAGGAGACGCCUCUUUGGUCGACAACUUACGUCCCAUAACCCUCAUGAACACCGAUUAUAAGAUUCUUGCCAUUUGUCUGGCUAAUCGCCUACAACCCCUUCUCCCCUCCCUCAUCAACCAUUCGCAGACCGCCUUUAUCAAAUCUCGGAAGAUCGGCGACACCCUGAACGACACCCUCGACAUUUUUGACUGGGCUUCAACUCAAUCCAUCCCUCUCCUCGCACUUACUGUCGAUAUCAGGAAGGCGUAUGACUUGGUUGACCGGGAUUUCCUCCUUUCCUGCCUGGCGCACCUCGGCCUGCCCCAUCAAUUCAUUCGUUGGGUCAAACUCAUGCACACCGGCACUACCACGCGCAUCUCGGUUAACAAUCUCUGCGGUCAGCCAAUCCAGGUCCGUUCAGGGGUAAGGCAGGGAUGUCCCUUGGCCCCUCUUCUCUUUCUGUGCGUUAUCGAAAUUUUUCAUCGCUAUGCGUCUUGCUUUCUCCCUGGUUCCCUGUUUCACGCACGCAGAGCCGGCUCAUGGCCUGCUAUGCCGAUGAAAUCACCAUCCUUUUGA
Molecule: messenger RNA, 2991 nt
Organism: Closterium sp. Yama58-4
Lineage: Eukaryota; Viridiplantae; Streptophyta; Zygnematophyceae; Desmidiales; Closteriaceae
Source: the annotation of a GenBank genome assembly